Arachis duranensis is the source of this 390-nucleotide messenger RNA. RefSeq lists its product as uncharacterized. Lineage: Eukaryota; Viridiplantae; Streptophyta; Magnoliopsida; Fabales; Fabaceae. The record is from RefSeq and is a predicted model, not a curated record. Gene Ontology annotation, molecular function: zinc ion binding. The transcript is spliced from 2 exons. Bases 1 to 390 code for a protein of 129 amino acids.
AUGGAUUCCCAGAGUUCCAGAUCAGGUCGAAUUCGAUCACCUGUAAAGGAGAUGGUAUGUGGGCAUGGAGAGAGGCCGAUUCUGUGUACCUCAACAACGAAGGACAACCCAAGCCGACGAUUUUGGGGUUGUGUCUACUAUGAGGUUCAGGAUGCCUGUGAUUUCUUUAGGUGGGCAGACCCAGAAGCUGGAAGAACGCAGCAAGAUUCUGAGAUUGCAAGAAGCAGGAAGAAAAUUAUAACCUUGAAGACAAGGUUGAAGGAUGUCGAAUGGAAGCUAAGGAUUGUAGCUACUUUAGGGGUAGUUGGGUGGAUUGGGUUUUUGUAUAUGUUGCUGCAUAAUCCACACAAUUUAAGGCAACCAUAUGGAAUGCAGUUAAUCGACAGAUGA